Corythoichthys intestinalis (scribbled pipefish) is the source of this 1862-nucleotide messenger RNA. Its product is annotated as E3 ubiquitin-protein ligase TRIM58. The record is from RefSeq and is a predicted model, not a curated record. The transcript has 10 exons. NCBI's taxonomy places the organism in Eukaryota, Metazoa, Chordata, Actinopteri, Syngnathiformes, Syngnathidae. Gene Ontology annotation, biological process: protein ubiquitination. Gene Ontology annotation, molecular function: ubiquitin protein ligase activity; protein binding. Gene Ontology annotation, cellular component: cytoplasm. Bases 176 to 1372 code for a protein of 398 amino acids.
CAAGGUCAGGCACUGCAGCUGCCUGCAGCACGCAAUCGACUGACCUGCGAGCAAAUCCUCCUGUUUUUAGGAGAGAACAAGACGAACUGAGUUUGUCUCUCUGACAAUAAAACGAAUCGUCACAUUAUUUUACAUUUGUGACAAUCCCGCAGGACAUUUCACAAAGGCAGCCAAGAUGUUGCAGUGUUUUCACUUUAUGGUGGAGCCCAUCAAAAACGCCACAUACAAAAUAAAGACAUCGAAUACGAAAUCCAAGAAAAAAAAGACUGACUACGUGGAUGAUGAUCAGCUGUUUGUUGUGGAAAUGGCGAGAGACCUCAGUCGUGUGUGCCAGAGUUCUUCAGUACUGGAGCACAUCUGCAACCAGGACGAGAUUUGGCCAACCUCACUCUGCUGGGUCUUUAUUCUCGAAUGGGCUUCCAUGUUAGAGAGAAAGAAAAGGCCCAUGCAAACUGAUGGCUGGCCAGAAACCAAUGGUAAAAAAACAUGCGAUCUGGUCGACCAGCAGGACGUGCACAAGGCUAAGUUAAGCCUCCUCGAAUGGAUUAAAGAGCUGAGAGCACAGCCUGAGCAAAGCGUUUGGCCUGGGGAAACGGUGACAAAUGUUCUGGAGGACUUGAGGUCAGCUUGGCGUUGGGGCCGGGUGCCAAACCUUUUGAGUGCCAUGGAGCUGGUUUUGUGGACUUUGAUGCUCGAGAAUUCAGAUAAGGAUACCAUACCGCAGCAGUGGUUGAUGUGGAAACAGAAGACAAAGAUUGGUGCAAUAUCUUACAUUCCUCAACCAGUGUGGGACUGGAUCACAAAUGCUGCAGUGGAAGUGACUCUAAACCACGACACAGCCAAUCCUGAUCUUCUCAUCUCAGGAGAUGAUAAGAGGAUGCGCUGCGGCUUGGAGAGGAAAGAUAUUCCCAACUACCACCAGCGAUUUGAUGGCUGGUGGUGUGCUGUUGGAAUGGUCGGGUUUGAAUCGGGCCGCUAUUAUUGGGAGGUAGAGGUGGGUGAGCGAGACUGGCGGCUAGGCGUAGCCAAAGAGUCCGCUCUGAGGAAAGGAUUUAAGUCCCUCAACACUGAUACUGGUUACCUGACCCUACGUCUGGAAAGGGGCACUGAGCUUAAAGCACUCACAGUGCCCUUCACAGCCCUCCCACCAGGUCUCAUCCCUCGAAAAGUGGGUGUCUACCUUGACUACGAUGGCGGCCAGCUGUCCUUCUAUGAUGUGGACCGUCGUGUUCACAUAUACACAUACAACGAGAGCUUCGAUCAAAUGCUCUACCCACUGUUUGGUACAGUGGAGAUUGCUGAUGAUCUAGUGAUAAGGACCCCUGAAGCAAACACCCAAUGUCUCUGUGCCACAUCCUGCCUGUGGGGUUAAUUUCUUACCUUGCAAACUCUUCCUUCAUCGUAUUCAGUAGAUAUCAUAUUAAGGAAUAAAAAGGUUACAAGGUGAUGCAAUUAUACUAAUCACGGGUAGGAAAUAAAGAACUUGCUGUCAGAGCCCAUUGUUGUGCUUUCAAAUAGCUUCAAAGUUGACCACUCCCUAUGCUGCUGCUGCUACUUUGCUCUUUUCCGCAAUUAAUUAUAAAUUGCUCACAUAUGUGGUGUUUGGAAGGAGAACUGUAGACCCAUUGUCAUGUACUGUACUGUACUGUAAUAUUAAUCAAAAACUGAAUAAACCAAAUUAAUGUUGGUGGUAUUUACUGUCUUGUUUCAUGAUUAAAUGAAUGUCACAUUGAAUGUUUUAUAAUGGCAUGAUUUACAUUUCCUGAUGGGGGGAAAAACAGUUAAAAAAAAAAUACGAAUGAAACAACGUGGGAUGCUGUGAUUUUGUCGAAGCAUCCCCCCCUUCUAAAAAAAAAAUAGAA